UCUAGGGAAAUUGAAACUGAGUUCAAGAGAGUUAAGCGGUUUGGUAGCAGGAGAGAAAAUGAAAGUGGAAAAAGAAGGAAUGAACAUGUUAUUUUAACUCUGAAUUAGUUUAAACGCAGCGGAUACUAAGCUGGCGAUUGAGAUCCUGUUGGCGGUCGGGAGAAGCUGGCUGUGCACCGUACUCGAGGAUGAGCACACGACUUGGUGGGCCGAUCAGCUUCGUUUAUGGACUUCCAGUGUAGUUCGUCGUUUUCGUGCCCACCACACCUGACGUGAACAGUUCAGGGUUGAAGGGAGCAGGAGCUAUACUGGCAGAAACAGAUACAAGGCUGGGAGCAUCAGGGGGAGCAUACCAGUCUAUUAAAGGAGCUUUGAAAAAACCACUGCAAAAGAUAUUUCAGCAUGGAUGGAACAAACUAUAUUAGUGCUCUUAAUGAACACCAACAGAGACAUAAUUUAUCAUUAGUAUAUAAAGAGGUUUCCAUAGAUGGUCCAGAUCACAACCGCAUGUUUACAUAUCAAGUGAUCCUUGGUGAAACAAGUUAUCCUAAAGCUUCUGGUAAAAAUAAGAAAGAGGCAAAGCAAAAUGCAGCCAAGGUGGCCUAUGAGAUAUUAAAGAAACAAGGGUCAACCAGUGAUUUGUCAGUGACUGGAACGCAAAUAAAUUUACCCCCAACAUCACCCACAGAUGUAAACUACAUAGGGUGGCUUAAUAAUUACGGUCAGCAGCAUCGUUUAGAUGUCCGGACUAUAGAAAAGGGUUUACCUGGACCUGCUCAUUUGCCACAGUUUUCCUGUCAGUUCAAAAUUGGAGAUCGAGAAUUUGGUGCAGCAACUGGAAAAAAUAAAAAGGAAGCAAAAAAAGAAGCUGCGAAGCUUGCAUAUGAUGAACUUGUAGAUGAAAGUAGUGUCCAGACAGAAGACAAGUCAAAAAGUGAGAUUAAAUGCAGUCCUGAUUCUAGACUGUCCUUAGGCUCUUGCUCUUCUGAGACGGGAAAUCAAGCAAAUGGUGAAAGCAAAUCAUCCCUUGAAAAAAGUGAGGUUUUCAGUCAAGAUGAUGACACCAGUUGUGAUGCAAACCAUAUUGGAAAAUUGAAUGAAAUGUGCCAGAAAAAUAGCUGGGUGCAUGAUUUUAAGUUAAUUAAAAGUGGACCUCCACAUGAUCCAGAAUUUUCUUGCUAUGUUACAAUUAAUGGAAAACAGUUUUCUGAAGCAAAGGGAAAGACCAGUAAAGAUGCAAAGCAAAAGGCAGCAAAGUUGGCUCUGACAGAAUGUUGCUCUUCACCUAAGUCUUCUGAAACCCAUAGCAGCAGUUUAUCUUCUUCUACAGAUUCAUGCUCCAAACAAGAAACAGAGAGUUUUAAAACUGAGGACAAUGAUGACUUCAUUGUGUUCAAGGACAGCAGUCCUAGCCCUAAAGCUUCUGUAGCCAUUUCACCUUCACUGACACCUGUUCGGAGGAGUCCAGAUGAAUGUAAACAGAGAAGUAAAAUAGUGUUGGCACCAACAUUUGCCCAUGGAAAUGAAGCAAUCCACCCAAAAACAAAUUUACAGGAAAAAAACACCUUCAAUGAAGGACCCAAGUCUUCCAUUGUACCAGAGCUUUCAGGAUUUGAUCAAUUAAGCCAUCUUGAUAAAGGAGGCUUUGGAUAUGUUUGGAAAGCAAGAAAGAUUUUGGAAAACAAAUUUUAUGCAGUUAAAAGAGUGAAGUAUAAUGAUAAAGCCAAACGUGAAGUUGAAGCUUUAGCACAUCUGGACCAUAAAAAUAUUGUUCGAUAUUUUACAUCUUGGGUAUCUAAAGAAUUUCCAAGCAACUUUCCGGAGACAUCGACAAGUUCCAGUAGCUCAAGCAGUUCAGAUCCCAAGACAAAAAAGAAAUAUCUGUAUAUUCAAAUGAAAUUAUAUGAAAAAGGAAAUUUAGAAACUUGGAUGGAUAAAAAUAAGAGAAGCAAAAUUCAGGCUAUGCACAUGUUUGCACAGAUUGUCGAAGGAGUUGAACAUAUUCAUUCGAGUAAUCUAAUUCAUAGAGAUUUAAAGCCAAAAAAUAUAUUUAUAGGCGAUGAUGACACAGUAAAAAUUGGAGAUUUUGGAUUAGCAUGCACAACAAGCAGUGACGAUGAUAACGCCUUAAUUGAACGCACAAAACGCACCGGAACAGUCUCAUAUAUGAGUCCUGAACAGAAGAAGAACCUAUCGAACUAUGGGAAUGAAGUAGACAUUUUCUCACUUGGACUUAUUUUCUUUGAACUCCUAUGGCCAGUAACAACAAAGACUGAAAUGUCUAAGAUUUGGCCAGAUGUAAGAGAAGGACAUUUCCCUGAACCAUUUUGUAAUGAGCAUGGCCAAGAACGUUUACUUAUUAGAGCGAUGCUUUCAGAAGAUCCAAAAAACCGACCAACAGCAAAACAUCUUUCCAAUCGAAUGGGCAAAAUGAUAGAAAACAAUUCUCACAGUUCAAAUACUGUAUAGGAGACAUCUGUGAAGACAUGGGAGAGACUGUAUAGCUUCAUAUGUUGGAUUCUAAACAAAUGUAUAUCCUUCUGGAACUUAGUGGACUCCGUUUCUUGCGGUCUGAAAAGAGGCAAAAGUCAGGGGGGUGUGCUUUAAGGUAGCCUUAUGAAGGCAACAGUUACCCAAGUGCAAACAUUUUUUAUAGACCUUUUACAGUCUUUUAAACAUUAGCCAUCAUGGCAACCUCUUAUUCUUCAGACUCGGUCUUAGGAAAUGGAAUUGCAAAAGGCAUUUCUAAAUACUCCCAAUGUGAGCUCGCUUGUUUGUCGUUUACUUCUAUUCCGCAAUAUAUGAUCACAUUUAAUGUGGGAAAUAUCAGCUAAAAUUUUUUUCUUGAUGAAGUAAUCAUGGGUCAUAAUACUGUUUUUAUAGUUUUAAUUGUGUAAAUUGGAAAUGAAAAUCAGGUCUCUGAGAGUUUGAUGUCAAAUAUGCUUAAUCUAUAAUGUAAAUGAAAUUAGUUUUAAGUUAUGUUUGCACUUGUCACAAAUGAAUGUCUUCAACAAGAUCAAGUGUUCUGUUUAAAAAAACGAUUAUUGCACGCAAUUGCACCAAGCUACGGCUUAACCAUGUCGAUCCCCACUCUCAUUUAGAUGCAUAACUGACUUGAGUUCCCUACCAAGUUACAUUUAGAGACGGAGGAAAUCCCUGGAAAGAGAAGUGUCAUAAGAAAAAUUGCUGAACAUUAACUGCACAUCCAGUCCAGCGUACUGUUUUUUACUGGGUUAUAGCAUGUUGGAAACUAUUAACUCUCUAACUGUUAACAUCUUGAAAGAUUACCACAAACUGCGAAAGAAGGCGCAGCAUGUAGAGUGAUUUUACGGGAGUAUGCUUUUAUGGGGUCUUUUCUAUGUAUGUUGUCACAAAGUACUAAACAGUGACUCUUCUAAACAUACUAGCUUGAUGUCACAGUUGAGAUGUGUUAAAUAGAAACCAAGUCUGUGCUCCAGAGGUCUGAAGCAUCUACAUUGUGUGGUUUUUCUGCUAAACAAUUGUCGACUUUUAGUUUGAGUCUUGGGUGAAGUAUGAAAAAGCAGCAUGAAGCUGCGUUAAAGCACUUUAUUUAAUAAAUUGUGCCUUUUGUCGACAGAUGAGUGGCAUCCUAUGUAAUGGGUAAUGGGCUUAAAGGAAUAGUCCACCCGAAAAUAUUUUAUUUUAUAUGUAUUCUAUAUGCUUUGUAGGGAUUGCUGAGAAAAAAUUUUAAUCUCAUGUUUUCAUGCAGAACAGCAGUAACAAAGCUUAUGGUUUAACGGAAGUAGGCAGUCACCAACGCUGGACAACAGCAAAAAAAUGUCAAAAGUCCAUAGGGAAAAAUCUCCAGUUACUCUUUUUUGUUUUUUUUAGUUAUAUACACCAAAACGUGGAAAAAGCAAGCAUUUUUUGCUUAAAUAUUGUUACAUCGAUUCCUCUGGUAAAACAAAAGCAGCCCACAACUUGUAAGCCCUUUCACAUGAAGUUGUGCUUUUCAGUUGAAGACCUUCCUCUCACUACACUAAUCAAGAAUCCUGUCUUCAGUUCAAAAGUGUGACCCCUGUGUGAAAGGAGUGUGGGCUUCUUUCAUUCUACCAGAACAGGGGUCCUCAAUCACAGUCCUGGAGGGCUGCAGUGGCUGCAGGUUUUUGUUCUAAAAUUUCAUGGCUUGUUAGUGCUUUAACUGUGCUAUGUCAGGUAAUUCUUAUAUUCUGGAUUUUCUUUCCCUUUCUAAGGAUAUCAUCCAAAUGACUUGAAGGCUAAAAUGGAUGAGUAAUUCUCAGUCCUUCACUUUUUCCUCUUCAAUUUCCUUCCAAGUAUUUAAUUUAACCCAAUAGUGCAUGAUAAAUACACACGAGUGGAAAUGGUAACAAGCUAAAUGGAGACAUUCUCGUCUCUUUUGUCAUUUGCAUGUUAUUGCUAAUUAGGAGCAAUUAAAAGCCAAGAAUAUGGCUGUUUAAGACUAAAAUAAGCAGUAAGGGUUCAAAAUCUUAACGAGCGAGACAACUAAAGUGAAACAGAAGUGUUACUUGAGCAAUAAGUGCUUCUUAUUAAGCAUUUGGGUUGGAGCAAAAACCUGCAGCCACUGCUGCCCUCCAGGACUGUGUCUGAGGACCCCCGUACCUGAGGAAUUGAUUUUUCAGUAUUAUUAUGUAACAUAAGUAACAGAAGAUUUUUUGUUUGAUCCAGUAUUGGUUGCCACUCUCUUCUAUUAAAAAGCAUAAGCUUUGACAAAUAACGUUUAAAAAAAAAAAAAAAAGACUAUUUUUCACUGGAUAUUCCUUUAAGGAAGGCAGUUACUUCUGUGUCAUUUGAAGAAAAGCGAAAGAUGUGCAGUCCAAAUGAAUCCUAGCCUCAGUGUCUUUGAAUCAUGUAAGCAGUCCCACUGUAUUUGCUAACGUGUGUAAAAUUUGACAAGAGUGGACGCAGAUCACUGAAGUAAUAAAUUGUCAGAUAUCAUUGAG
Erpetoichthys calabaricus (reedfish) is the source of this 4943-nucleotide messenger RNA. RefSeq names its product interferon-induced, double-stranded RNA-activated protein kinase-like. Gene Ontology annotation, biological process: protein phosphorylation. NCBI's taxonomy places the organism in Eukaryota, Metazoa, Chordata, Cladistia, Polypteriformes, Polypteridae. The coding region runs from base 403 to 2469 and encodes 688 amino acids. The transcript is spliced from 22 exons. Gene Ontology annotation, molecular function: ATP binding; double-stranded RNA binding; protein kinase activity. The record is from RefSeq and is a predicted model, not a curated record.